GGCCCCAUGGACGCCCUGUGCGGCUCCGGGGAGUUCGGCUCCAAGUUCUGGGACGCCAACCUGUCCUUGCACACAGACACCCCGGACCUCACUCCCUGCUUCCAGAACUCCCUGCUGGCCUGGGUCCCCUGCAUCUACCUGUGGGCCGCUCUGCCCUGCUACCUGUUCUACCUGCGGCACCACCACCAAGGCUACAUCGUCCUCUCCACCCUCUCCAGGCUCAAGACGGUCUUGGGUGUCCUGCUGUGGUGCGUCUCCUGGGCUGACCUCUUCUACUCCUUCCAUGGCCUGGUCCACGGCUGGGCCCCCGCCCCCGUCUUCUUUGUCACCCCCUUGGUGGUGGGGGUCACCAUGCUGCUGGCCACCCUGCUGAUCCAGUACGAGCGGCUGCAGGGGGUGCAGUCCUCGGGGGUCCUCAUCAUCUUCUGGUUCCUGUGUGUGGUCUGCGCCAUCAUCCCCUUCCGCUCCAAGAUCCUUUCAGCCAUGGUGGAGGGCAAGAUCUUGGACCCCUUCCGCUUCACUACCUUCUACAUCUACUUCGCCCUGGUGUUCUUUGCCCUCAUCCUGUCCUGCUUCAGGGAGAAGCCACCGUUUUUCUCCCCGAAGAACGUCGACCCUAACCCCUGCCCGGAGACGGACGCUGGCUUCCUCUCCCGCCUGUCUUUCUGGUGGUUCACAAAGCUGGCCAUCCUUGGCUACCGGCGCCCCCUGGAAGAUCAGGACCUCUGGUCCCUGAACAAGGAGAAUCGCUCUGAGCUGGUGGUGCAGAGACUGCUGGAGGCCUGGAAGAAGCAGCAAAAGCAGGCAGCACAACACAAGGCCGCCGCGGCACCUGGGAAGACAGUGUCCGGUGAGGAUGAGGAGCUGCUGGGGGGCCGGCCCAGGCCCCGGGAGCCCUCCUUCCUGCAGGCCCUGCUGGUCACCUUUGGCCCCGGCUUCAUCAUCAGCACCUGCUUCAUGCUCAUCCAGGACCUGCUCGCCUUCGUCAACCCGCAGCUGCUCAGCAUCCUGAUCAGAUUUAUUUCAAACCCCACGGCCCCCACCUGGUGGGGCUUCCUGGUGGCCGGGCUGAUGUUCGUGUGCUCCGUGAUGCAGACUCUGAUCUUGCACCAGUAUUACCACUGCAUCUUUGUGACGGGGUUGAGGCUUCGUACGGGGAUCAUAGGUGUCAUCUACAGGAAGGCUCUGGUCAUCACCAAUUCAGUCAAACGUGAGUCCACGGUGGGAGAAUUGGUCAACCUCAUGUCAGUGGAUGCCCAGCGCAUCAUGGACGUUGCCCCCUUCCUCAACAUGCUGUGGUCAGGACCUCUGCAGAUCAUCCUGGCCAUCUACUUCCUCUGGCAGAAACUGGGUCCCUCCAUUCUGGCUGGCGUCGCCCUCAUGGUCUUGCUGAUCCCAAUCAAUGGCGUUGUGGCCAUGAAGAUGCGGACUUUACAGGUAGAACAAAUGAAGUUCAAGGACUCGCGCAUCAAGCUGAUGAGCGAGAUCCUGGGUGGCAUCAAGGUGCUGAAGCUGUAUGCCUGGGAACCCAGCUUCUUGCAGCAGGUGGAGGGCAUCCGACACAGUGAGCUCCGGCUGCUGCGCCAGGCUGCCUACCUCCACGCCAUAUCCAUCUUCACCUGGAUCUGCACCCCCUUCCUGGUGACCCUCAUCACCCUCUGGGUGUACGUGUCUGUGGACCCAAACAACGUGCUGGAUGCUGAGAGGGCCUUUGUGUCCGUGUCCCUGUUCAAUAUCUUAAAGAACCCCCUCAGCAUGCUGCCCCAGAUAAUCAGCGGCCUGACCCAGACCAGCGUGUCUCUGAAACGGAUCCAGCAUUUCCUGACCCAAGAUGAACUUGACCCCCAGUGUGUGGAAAGAAAUACCAUCACCCCAGGCUAUGCAGUCACUAUAGACAAUGGCACCUUCACCUGGGCCCAGGACCUGCCCCCAACCCUGCACAGCAUAGACAUCCAGGUGCCAAAAGGGGCCCUGGUGGCCGUGGUAGGGCCCGUGGGCUGUGGAAAGUCUUCCCUGGUGUCUGCCCUUCUGGGAGAGAUGGAGAAGCUGGAAGGCCAGGUGUACGUGAAGGGCUCCGUGGCCUAUGUGCCCCAGCAGGCCUGGAUCCAGAACUGCACUCUUCAGGAAAAUGUGCUCUUUGGCCAAGCCCUGGACCCCAAGCGCUACCAGCGGACCCUGGAGGCCUGUGCCCUGCUAGCCGACCUGGAGGUGCUGCCUGGUGGGGACAAGACAGAGAUUGGAGAGAAGGGCAUCAACUUGUCUGGGGGCCAGCGGCAGCGGGUCAGCCUGGCCCGAGCCGUUUACAGUGAUGCCGACAUUUAUUUGCUGGAUGACCCACUGUCAGCCGUGGACUCCCACGUGGCCAAGCAUAUCUUUGACAAGGUCAUCGGGCCGGAAGGUGUGCUGGCCAGCAAGACUCGGGUGCUGGUGACCCACGGCAUCAGCUUCCUGCCCCAGACAGACUUCGUCGUCGUGCUCGCUGACGGGCAGGUGUCUGAGGUGGGCACGUACCCAGCCCUCCUGCAGCGCAACGGCUCCUUUGCCAACUUCCUCCACAACUACGCCCCGGAUGAGGGCGAGGAGCACCAGGAGGAGAACAGCAGGACCGCAGCAGCCUUGGAGGAGGCAGACGAUGAGGAGGUGCUGCUGAUUGAAGACACGCUCAGCAGCCACACAGACCUGAUGGAUAAUGAGCCAGUCCUAUAUGAGGUCCAGAAGCAGUUUAUGAGACAGCUGAGUACCAUGUCCUCGGAGGGGGAGGGCCAAGGUCGGCCUGUGCCCCGGCGGCGCCUGGCUCCAGCGGAAAAGCUGGUGCAGGCAGCAGAGGCGAAGGCAAAUGGGACGCUGAUUGAAGAGGAGAAGGUGGAGAUGGGCAAGGUGAAGCUGAGCGUGUUCUGGGAUUAUGCCAGGGCUGUGGGGCUCUGUACCACACUGGUCAUCUGUCUGCUGUACGCGGGGCAAAGCGCGGCUGCCAUUGGAGCCAACAUGUGGCUCAGUGCCUGGACCAACGAGGCCACGGUGGCUGGCCGACAGAACAGCACUGCCCAGAGGCUGGGUGUCUAUGCCACCUUGGGAAUUCUGCAAGGGGUCCUGGUGGUGCUGUCGUCCAUCAUGAUGGUCGUGGGCUGUGUCCGGGCUGCGCGCUUGCUCCACCAGGCGCUGCUGCACAACAAGAUGCGCUCGCCGCAGUCCUUCUUCGACACCACACCGUCGGGCCGGAUCCUCAACCGCUUCUCCAAGGACAUCUGCGUCAUCGACGAGGCUCUGGCCCCCACCAUCCUCAUGCUGCUGAGCUCCUUCUACACCUCCAUCUCCACCCUCGUGGUCAUCGUGGCCAGCACGCCGCUCUUCGCUGUGGUCAUCCUGCCUCUGGCUGUCAUCUACAUCUCGGUGCAGCGCUUCUAUGUGGCCACCUCGAGGCAGCUGAAGCGGCUGGAAUCUGUCAGCCGCUCGCCCAUUUACUCGCACUUUUCGGAGACGGUGACUGGCUCCAGCGUCAUCCGGGCCUAUGGCCGCAGCCAGGCCUUUGAGGCCAUCAGUGAUGCUAAGGUGGACACCAACCAGAGGAGCUGCUACCCCAACAUCUCCUCCAACAGGUGGCUGGGCGUCCGAGUGGAGUUCAUGGGGAACUGUGUUGUGUUCUUUGCUGCCCUCUUCGCUGUGAUUGGCAGAAGCAGCCUGAGUCCAGGGUUGGUGGGCCUUUCUGUGUCCUACGCCCUACAGGUGACAUUUUCUCUGAACUGGAUGAUACGGAUGUUAUCAGACUUGGAGUCUAAUAUUGUGGCUGUGGAGAGAGUCAAGGAGUACUCCAAGACGGAGACCGAGGCCCCCUGGGUGGUGGAGGGCAGCCGCCCUCCUGCAGGCUGGCCCACGCAGGGCGAGGUGGAGUUCCGGAAUUACUCCGUGCGCUACCGGCCAGGCCUGGAUCUGGUGCUGAAGGACCUGAGUCUGCGCGUGCGCGGUGGCGAGAAGGUGGGAAUCGUGGGCCGCACUGGGGCUGGCAAAUCAUCCAUGACCCUCAGCCUGUUCCGCCUCCUGGAGGCCGCAGAGGGUGAAAUCCGCAUCGACGGCCUCAACGUGGCAGACAUCGGGCUCCAUGACCUGCGUUCUCAGCUGACCAUCAUCCCCCAGGACCCCAUCCUGUUCUCGGGGACCCUGCGUAUGAACCUAGACCCCUUCGGCAGUUCCUCGGAGGAAGACAUAUGGCGGGCCUUGGAGCUGUCCCACCUGCACACAUUCGUGAGCUCGCAGCCAGCAGGCCUGGACUUCCUGUGCUCCGAGGGAGGGGAGAACCUUAGCGUGGGUCAGCGGCAGCUUGUGUGCCUGGCCCGAGCCCUUCUUCGCAAGAGCCGAAUCCUGGUUUUAGACGAGGCCACGGCCGCCAUCGACCUGGAGACCGACGACCUCAUCCAGGCCACCAUCCGCACCCAGUUUGAGAGCUGCACAGUGCUGACCAUCGCGCACCGGCUCAACACCAUCAUGGACUACACCAGGGUCCUGGUCCUGGACAAAGGGACAGUCGCUGAAUUUGAUUCUCCAACCAACCUCAUCGCAGCCAGAGGCAUCUUCUAUGGGAUGGCCAGAGAUGCUGGUCUUGCCUAACAUAUAUGCCUGGGAUUUCCUCCUGGCUGACCUGGUUUUCUUCAGGAAGGCAAAGGACACCAAACAUGUCAGCAGAAUUAACCCGGUGGCUGGGGGCAUUUGUUCGAUGUUUGCUCCUGUGAAGCGCUCCCCGGGAUAACCGUGCUAACUGCUUUAGAUGAGGAUGGGAGGCUCCAGGGGUGCCCGACGCGCCCCCAAGGUCACGGGCCCCCAAGGUCACGGGCGGUUUGAGGCAGAGCCCAGACUAGUCCCCGGAUCUCCUGAUUCCCAGUCUCCUGUUACGUCCCCCACGACACUUGCUUGCAAUCACUUCAUGGAGCAACCUCCCCAGCCCUGGAUGACUUUUCCUAUUUUCUAUUCUGGCGUUUUUUGUUCUUGUUUUUUAAAUAAAGCUUUGUCCUCCUGAAACAA
Messenger RNA from Eptesicus fuscus (big brown bat), 5013 nucleotides. RefSeq names its product ATP binding cassette subfamily C member 3 (gene ABCC3). Bases 7 to 4602 code for a protein of 1531 amino acids. The transcript is spliced from 31 exons. Lineage: Eukaryota; Metazoa; Chordata; Mammalia; Chiroptera; Vespertilionidae. Gene Ontology annotation, cellular component: membrane. Gene Ontology annotation, molecular function: ATP hydrolysis activity; ABC-type transporter activity; ATP binding. The record is from RefSeq and is a predicted model, not a curated record. Gene Ontology annotation, biological process: transmembrane transport.